ACCUUUUAACAUAGAAAAUACAAUCAUAACCCUCUGUCAUAUCUCUCUUUCUAACUGUGAGGUGAGCGAGCCGGCCAGCAAUGGCGGAAAAGUACACGUCACUGAAAAUCGAGCAGAAAUCCCCAAAUUCACGAGUCUUCUACCUGUACCUCAACCGCCCAUCGCGUAUCAACGCUCUCUCCCGCGAAUUCUUCACCGAAUUCCCCGCCGCCCUAUCCGCCCUAGACAACAACCCCGAUGUCGCCGUCAUCAUCCUCUCCGGCGCCGGCAGCCACUUCUGCUCCGGCAUAGAUCUCCAAACGCUCGGAUCUAUCUCCCAACCAACCUCCAUCUCCGACGCCGGACGCACCGGCGAGAAGCUCCGCCGCGACAUAAAGUUCCUCCAGAGCGCCGUGACGGCGAUCGAGGAGUGCAGGAAGCCGGUCCUCGCCGCCGUCCACGGCGUCUGCAUCGGCGGCGGCAUCGACCUCAUCACCGCCUGCGAUGUGAGGUAUUGCACGGCGGACGCCUCCUUCUCGGUAAAGGAGGUCGAUCUGGCAAUCACGGCGGAUCUCGGAACUCUCCAGAGGCUUCCGAGCAUCGUAGGGUUCGGAAACGCCAUGGAAUUAGCUCUAACUGCUCGAACGUUUUCCGGCGCGGAGGCGAAGGCCAUGGGAUUGGUCUCCAUGGUUUACAGCAGCAAGGAAACCCUAGAAAAAGCGGUUGCGGAAAUCGCCGAGGGCAUUGCUUCGAGGUCUCCACUAGCGAUCAUAGGGACAAAGAGAGUGUUGUUACAAAGCCGGAACUUAACAGUCGAACAAGGUCUGGACUACGUUGCGACAUGGAACUCGGGAGUUCUUUUAUCGGACGACUUAACCGAAGCAAUGUCCGCUCAUCAGCAGAAGCGAAAGCCUUUAUUUGCUAAGCUUUGACGAAAACAAAUUUCCGGGUAAGUUUCUUCUUACGCCAAUAAGCUUCCAAUAAAUUUUCUGUUUCCUUUAGAUUCCCUGACUAUCUGGCGCGAGUUGUAUUAUGCCGGAUUAGUGUAACUAUGUUGUUAGAUUCCUAAAUAAUCUCGCGGUGCCAAAUCCGGUGGGCGCGCGAUUGUCACUUGCGGCCAAAAGUGCGGCGUGUGCCGGAUACAAGGUUAGAAUAGUUAUGCGAAUCGAGCUAAUUGAAACCUUCGGUAUGUUUUGUGGUAAAACUAGUUGAGCUCGAGCUUGAAAAUUUAUUUGGAAAGUUACAUGGGAGUAUGUUAUAUGUAUGGAAUAUAACUUGAUAGUUUAUGAAAAGUUAAUGGGCUAUGUUUGUUUGAA
Messenger RNA from Andrographis paniculata, 1295 nucleotides. RefSeq names its product delta(3,5)-Delta(2,4)-dienoyl-CoA isomerase, peroxisomal. Bases 81 to 911 code for a protein of 276 amino acids. The transcript has 2 exons. Gene Ontology annotation, molecular function: delta(3,5)-delta(2,4)-dienoyl-CoA isomerase activity. Gene Ontology annotation, cellular component: peroxisome. Lineage: Eukaryota; Viridiplantae; Streptophyta; Magnoliopsida; Lamiales; Acanthaceae. The record is from RefSeq and is a predicted model, not a curated record.